Messenger RNA from Hylaeus volcanicus, 561 nucleotides. RefSeq lists its product as uncharacterized. The transcript has a single exon. Gene Ontology annotation, molecular function: catalytic activity. The record is from RefSeq and is a predicted model, not a curated record. The coding region runs from base 1 to 561 and encodes 186 amino acids. Lineage: Eukaryota; Metazoa; Arthropoda; Insecta; Hymenoptera; Colletidae.
AUGGCCCCGGUCCGGAUCCUCCAAGCCAACCUCAACCACUCGGCCAGGGCGCAGGACUUAUUUAUCCACUGCCUGGUCGAGUUAGGUGUGGGGUUGGCGGUCGCCGCGGAGCCAUACCGCGUCGCCGACCGCUCGAACUGGGUGGCCGACGCGUUGGGAUCCGUGGUGAUAGUGGGCAGCGACACCGCGGCCCUCCGCGUGUUCGCCCGCGGCGACGGGUUCGUCGGGGCGGAGUGCGGCGGCCUGGCCCUGAUCGGGGUCUACGCCCCUCCGAGUGCCCCCCUCGCGGCGUUCGAGUGGCUGCUGGACGGGAUCCGGGACGCAUUGUCCCGCUCUCCAGUAGCCCGAACGCUCGUGCUGGGCGACUUCAACGCCAAGUCCACGGCUUGGGGUGGCCCGCCAACGGACGCGAGGGGUCGGGCGGUGCUGGAGUGGGCGGCGAGCGCGGACCUCCGGCUGCUUAACCGGGGGUCCGUGAGCACGUGCGUGCGGUGGCAGGGCGAGUCGAUCGUCGACUUGUCGUGGGCGACGCCUGCCGCCUCGCGUCUCGUGGGGGGGUAG